AUGAAACAUCGUGAUCAAAACCCAGUAUACGGACCAAAAGUUGUACCUCGACUUGCUCAGGCGUCAUCCCGACCAUUACAUACAAAUACAAGAUCUGACUGUUAUUAUUGCAAUCGCUUCGGAAAAUUGGCACGCAAAUGUGGUCAUAAUGAUGCUUUCUUGUCCAAAAGAUCAUCAGCAAACAGAUUUGGGGCUCAAUGCAUUCAAAAUGAAAAUAUAGUUCAAAGAACAAAAUUAAAUAGGGCAGUUAUUCCAUCUGCGCCUCCUCCUUCAUCAUUUCCUGUACCUGGUUUACCUCCGACUCCUCCACCUACUUAUCAGGAAAGCGUUACUUUACCACUUCCUCCAGAAUACGAAGAAAGACUGCCAGAAGUUAUUGUUACACAACCACCUGCAACUGUAUUCAAAUGGAAUCCGGUGGCUAUGACUUGUCCUUAUUGUCAUCAUAUUAUUGUUACUAAAGUGAGGUCCGAGUCAGGACUAUUAGCUUGGUUACUUUGUGGAGUUAUGUUUUUAACUGGAUUAUGGAUCUUUUGUCUCAUUCCUUUCUAUUUGAAAUCAACACAAGAUGUUGUCCAUAUUUGUCCACUUUGUAAAUCACAAUUAGGUAGUUAUAAACCAUUGUGA
Molecule: messenger RNA, 627 nt
Organism: Schistosoma guineensis
Lineage: Eukaryota; Metazoa; Platyhelminthes; Trematoda; Strigeidida; Schistosomatidae
Source: the annotation of a GenBank genome assembly